UUGUAUUGUGUAGUGUUCAUAGUUGAUUUUUUGUUGCUCGUAUAGACAAGAUUAAUAAUUUAUCAAGUAAGUAGGUAACAGAACCUGACUUUGGAUUUCAUGAGUUCUAGAUCGUAUUUACGUACUAGGCCUAUUUAGAAUCUGUUUAUUUUGAAGUUCGUAAAUCGUAACCUAAUGUCAGAGCAGAGCCUUUCUUUGUUUUGAAAGGGUAAAAUAAUAUGUCGUGUUUAUUAACUAGAGAACGAACACGACAUUCAACGUGUUUAUUUUAUGAAGUAAGUUAAAUUUUCUCGUCUGAUGAAUCGGAAAACCAAUCCGAAAUGCCACAAAAAAUCACGAUCCCCUGCUGAAGACAAAGUUAGCCCUUCAUGUACACCUGAGUCUGUACAUGAAAGAAAUUUAUACAUCGUAUCUUUUCCGUUAAUCUUUGUUUUUAACAUUUUAAGAUCUCUGUUAUAUUUGUUCUAUGUUAUAUUUCGUUAUAUUUGGAAGUCGACAUCUAAAAUAUUUAUAUUCAGAACUGUUCAUCUACACACAAGAUACAGCAGCAGAAAUAACACCGACGUCCAACCAACAAUACAGCCAGUUGUAGAAUUGCCCCUUGAACAUCUUUGUGAAGAGUUUACAGAACAGAUGUCUUAUCACAGAGCCAAGCAUAUAAAUUCUCCUGGGUCAGUAGAUCCAUUAUUAGCCAAGCAAAAAGAUCAUCACAGAAAAGCAUUUGAAUUCAUCUCAAAAGCACUGAAAAUUGAUGAAGAGAAUGAAGGUCAUAAAGAACUUGCCAUUGAACUUUACAAAAAAGGAAUCACAGAACUAGAAAAAGGAAUUGCCAUCGAUUGCCGAAAUGGAAAAGGUGAAGUAUGGGAAAGAGCUCAACGCCUGCAUGAAAAGAUGAAGCAGAACUUGAUAAUGGCUAAGGACCGGCUCAAUUUUUUGGCAUCUGGUCGUAAAUUUACUGCUGGAAUCACUAGACCUACAAACGUGUUGACAAAAAGUAAAACUCUGCCACGAUCCAUGGGCUCAAAAACCACUUCCCCUAGUCCCCAGCCUACUAAACAUGCUCAUACUCCUCCGGCCAUCAAACGCCAAUUGUCAGUAAGUGGACCCAGCAGCUCUCCUGUUCAUAAGCCUCUAUCAGCCAAGAUGAAGUCAACAACCAGCAAGACCACAGCUCUCAAGGGUGUUGACCCCAAGUUGGCUCAGAUAGUGCUUGAUGAGGUGUUGGAGGGCAGCUCCCCUGUACAAUGGGAGGAUAUUGCUGGACAAGAGGUUGCCAAGCAAGCUCUUCAGGAAAUGGCCAUUUUGCCAUCGCUAAGGCCAGAAUUGUUCACUGGGCUACGCACACCUGCCCGUGGACUUCUGCUGUUUGGACCACCAGGUAACGGCAAGACGUUGUUGGCUCGUGCUGUUGCUACUGCCUGCAAUGCUACUUUCUUCAGCAUAAGUGCAGCAAGUCUUACUUCCAAAUAUGUGGGUGAGGGUGAAAAGCUAGUCAGGGCGCUCUUCGCGGUUGCUCGAGAACUACAACCCUCUAUAAUCUUUGUGGAUGAGGUAGACAGUGUUCUAUCAGAGCGGAGAGAGGGGGAACAUGAGGCGUCACGGAGGCUUAAGACAGAGUUCCUGGUUGAGUUUGAUGGUCUACCAUCCAACCAAGAUGAGAGAGUUCUUGUAAUGGCAGCGACUAACCGACCUUACGACUUGGACGAGGCUGUUCUCAGGAGGUUCCCAAAACGUAUCUAUGUUGCUUUACCUGAUGCUGAGACCAGAAUGAAGCUGCUUCAGCGCUUAUUGAGUCGCCAUGACAAUCCCCUGAGUGUAGCAGAGCUUCACUCCCUAGCAGCCCUCACUGAUGGCUACUCAGGCAGUGACCUCACAGGCUUGGCCAAGGAUGCAGCCUUGGGUCCUAUCAGAGAGUUGAAUACUGAGCAAGUUCGAAGUUUAGAUCCUUUGAAAGUUCGAAAUAUCACAUUCCAAGACUUUCUUGAAGCUUUGAAAAGAAUCCGUCGAAGUGUGUCGUCACAGAGUUUAAUAACCUAUGAAAAGUGGAACAAAGAGUAUGGAGAUGUCAGUUUGUAAUUUUCUUUAUUAUUUGUGCUUGUUUUCUUUACAUGUGUUUUAUUUUUUGUUGGCUUAGUCUUUUAAUUUUUUUAUUGCUUUCAUGCAACAAAACAAAAACCUAGUCAUUGCAAUCUUACCUUAGAGUUAUAAUUUUUAAGUUGAGCCAUAAUUUGUCAAAUCACAAUUCUAAAUAACAAACAUUCCAUUAAAAUGGAAACUGUAUCUUUAGUCAACAAUGAAGAGGACAUUCAUAGCUUAUAUUCAUUACUUUAAGAUCAAAAUACAUUAAAAAUAAGGAAUGUUAGGGAAGUUGAAUUCUUAAAAUUGUUUCUUAAUAUUGAAAUGAAAUGAAAAAUCCUUUAUUUAUUCGGCCAAAGUUAUAAAUAUUAUGCAUUAGGAUAUGAUGAAUUGUUUUUAAUACCAUUACAGUAGAAACAGUAUUGAUUUUUGAUGCAUCAAACUGCAAUAGAAUUCUUAACUAUAGAAACCCCAACUAUCCAAAUCAAUAUUUGACAAAAUAAUUAUUUAAAAUCAAAGCCCCGGAGAGGGCACAGGUGGGUGUGCUACAACUUUGCUCCAAAGCAACGAGUCAUCACCACCUCACCGCCUAAAGGCUGAUCUGAUAAUGUAGUUCAUUUGUGUUGGUUUUGUCUAUUGUCUUCUUAAUUUUUCUGCUUGUGAUUUAUUUCUGUGAUUACUAUGUUACAUCCAAAUAUCUGAAUUGAUACUAUCUAAUUGAUCCUGUUUCCCGAUUGAUUAAUCAAGGAUGUACUAUUACAAUAGAUUACCUACUUUAGGUUUUUGGAAUUUAUAUUCCUCUCAGUGGUGUAUGAUUUUAAAUAUCUUCUUGAUCAGCAUUGUACGUGUUAUUAGAUUUACAGAAAGUAAAUAAAAGAAACGUCUUAUAACACUUGAAACAAAACAUAUAUUUACGCUUAUACUGUUACAAACAAGACGGUAAAUAUACAAAAAAGAUGGUAAGUGGUGAUCGAUUUUGAUUGGACACUCCAAUCACAUCAGACCCAAUAGGCGAUCUUUUUUGUAUAUUUACCGUCUUGUGAGUAACAGUAUUAGCGUAAAUAUAUGUUUUAAGUGUUAUAAGACGUUUCUUUUAUUUACUUUCCGUGAUUUUAAAUAUGUAAAUUAAUAGAUUGUAUCUCAUUUCAUUAUGUCAUUCAUAACCCAGCUGUAAAUCCGGGUUAACACAAUGCCAUUAGGUGAGACAAUUGUGAGAAGACAACAGUUUAACUGAUUGGCAUGAAAUUGUUGGCUUCGUGUAAACACUACAGGCAUUUGGCUUGCCAACUACCCUCACAAUUGCCCUGAAAUCCAGUUGUCUCACGGAGUAGACUGAGGACAACUGGCCCCCACCAAUUACGUGAUGACGUUUGGCGAAGGCAACUGUCUCCUCACCAACUGGCAUCGUGUAAACCUGGCUUCCCGGUGUCACUGUUUACAAGGGUUGCACCUUAUGAUUUAGUGGAAGAUUCAAGAACGUAUGAUAUUUCCUAAGUUAAAUGUUCAACACUUAGUUUGUGCUGGACGGCUAUUCCACUUUGUUCAACCUAGACUUAACGCACUGUUUACUAAAUUUAUCUGGGAUGUAAACAGAAAAAUUGUUGCUCAUAUUUCUUAGUAACUAAAUAAUAAGAUAACCUUGUGUUGACUAUACCACUAUGGCCACCUUGGUCGAGUUUCAAGUAUGUAGAUCCAUCAUUUAUUUUUUAAAUUAAGAUUUUUUAGAGUGAAAUGAAUUUUACUCAAUCAUCUCAACAGUGAAAUAUAAAUGAUAAAUUGGGUGAAAUACACACAAAGUUGUAUUGAGAUUUUUCAGUGUGGUAGUUAUUUAGGUAGCUGCUGUAUUCUUCUUUUAAGAUCAAAUUAAAAGUUGUGUUUAAUGUCAA
Messenger RNA from Macrosteles quadrilineatus (aster leafhopper), 3962 nucleotides. RefSeq names its product spastin-like. Lineage: Eukaryota; Metazoa; Arthropoda; Insecta; Hemiptera; Cicadellidae. Gene Ontology annotation, cellular component: microtubule cytoskeleton. Bases 298 to 2076 code for a protein of 592 amino acids. The transcript is spliced from 8 exons. The record is from RefSeq and is a predicted model, not a curated record. Gene Ontology annotation, molecular function: ATP binding; microtubule severing ATPase activity; ATP hydrolysis activity.